UCAACAAAACGCAGUCAGGUAAUUUGUGUGUACGUAGUUUCAAUCGGUAAAAGAGAUCUCAAAAAGAAAAUCUCUCCUAAUUUAAAAUAAAUUGAUCGGAUAAAACCUAUAAUAGGUCAUGAAACAUAACAAGUAGGUGGAUUAUUAUUACAGCACAACUCAUAUUUACAUGCUAUAGACGAGGUUACUGACAAACGACACUUACCCCAAUACUGAACCUAUUAUCUUUGGCACCUACCACAAUUAAAUUGAGCUCCCAAGAUUGAACCUAAUCCACCUCCGGCACAGCUCCCAUCUUCAUCCAGUUUAUACAGCUAGCAGUUGUUUUCAGCCAUAGAGGUAGCAGUUUUCCAGUUAGAACCUCCUUCAUAACUGGUUUGCUUUGCAUUACCCAAACUAACCAUUUUUUCUAGGAAUAGAGAUCUUAUCGGUACGUGAAUUCUAACUUUUUACCGCAAACGCUUGAUCAUCAUUUAGCAUUUCUCACUUCUUUGGUUCUUAACAGAAACACACAAUAUGCUCAUAUUACACCACAUUUUUUCCCGUCGAGUCCUUCAGAAAGCUAACAGAACAGAGAAUGUUAAAUAUAGUGGAAAGUUAAGUGCCGGCGUUGUUUGUUUGUCAGUUUUCGAGUGAACAAUUGAAUGUUUGUUAGUUGCAGUCAAGUCACUGCAGCUAAAAGCUGGGCCUAUUUGACAAACUGGUCAGUCUUGCCUGUCUUGCAUGUUCAUCUAUUAAUAAACAACUUAAAUAGUCAUUGUUUUGGGUUUUUAUGAUUGGUCGAAUGAUUAACGUACACAAGAAGAAGAAAAGUAUACUAGGCACUUGAACCGGAAAGACGACUGAAUUAGCACCGCCCUAAAGGCUGAGGGCGCGAUUUUACUUCAAAAAGAAAAUUUCGUAAAUAAUUAAACAGAGAAAUGAAAUUGUAUACAUAUUAAUACCUAUUAACCGUAGAAUACGAAUGCAGAGACUCGGACAGGAAUAACAGAAAUCUGGCGGUUGGAAACUUAAUAGCAUCUUAGUGUAAGGCUGAUAAAACCAACUGAUUGACGAUGGAGGAAGUAAUUGUUCAGAGGUUUUAUUGAUUGUAGAUUUAUUUUUCCCAUUUUAUUUUAACGCAAUCGAAGAGCGACUUUGCCCUGCUGUGCAGGUGAGAAAUACGUGUUUGACUAAGCGAUUAGCUAAAAAAUUUGAAAUUCAUCCAAGUACGCGUGUGACUUUUUAAAACGGCUGAACUGUUCGAGAAAACGCCACAACAUUGUACGCUCCUGCAAAUUAAUGUUGUGAGCUUUGAACUCAAUUUAGGAUGGGGAACCUUUUUACUAUGAGAAAACUGGAGUUUGAAGCACAGCCGAAGAACCAGCGACCCAUUAUAGGAAUUCUCUCUCAGGACAGCUCUGAAAAGUUCGCCAAAUAUGGAAAGUCAUACAUAGCGUCGUCUUACGUCAAAUACAUUGAGAGCGCUGGUGCUCGUGUUGUUCCAAUACGAAUUGACUUAUCAAAAGAAGAAUUGGAAUCACUCUUCAACAGCAUCAAUGGGGUGUUGUUUCCAGGAGGAGGCGCUAGUCUGUCCGACUCAGGCUACCUCAGGACUGCGAAGAUGAUUUAUGACCUGGCAAUACAGGCUAAUGACAAGAAAGAUAUUUUUCCCAUGUGGGGAACUUGCCUCGGUUUCGAGCUACUCAAUGUACUUGCCAGUGGCCUUAAAACUGAGGAACUUUUGGUGUCGUGCGACGCAGAAAAUUACUCCAUACCACUGGAAUUUACAGGAGGUUGUUUUGGGUGCUUUGGGAAUCGUAUGUUUGGUUUUGCACCGGAAGAAGUUUUGAAAACUCUCAAACAACAAGCAGUUGCUUUUAAUAUGCACAAAAAAUGCGUGCCCAUCGAGAAAUUCUGGGCAACAAGCAGCCUUGCAGGAUUCUUCGAUGUCCUCUCAACUAACAAGGAUAAGAAUGGACUACGGUUUAUCUCUACCAUUGAAGGUAAAAAGUAUCCAAUUUACGGGACACAGUGGCACCCAGAAAAAUUCCAGUUUGAAUGGGAACCGAAGGAAGCUAUUAGCCAUUCAACAGACGCCAUUGUCGUUGGACAAUACAUGGCAAACUUUUUUGUAAAGCAAGCUCGGCAGAGCACGCACCACUUUCCAAGUGAGGAAGAAGAGGAAAAGGCACUUAUUUAUCAGUACAACCCACUGGAUACUUCAAAGGAAUCCACAUUCGAACAGUGCUACUUCUUUUAGCUUCAACCAAACAGUGCUUUCUUCUGGGUAUUUGCCUCAAAUGUAAGGGGGUAUUUUCUAAGAAAUUCACGUAAAAAUCAUCAAUACAUUUUCUCUCUAUAAAAUAAACUUUUUUGUAACCAUGAUUACAAAUAAAGGUUGAAUUGCCGGCCAACAAAGUCGAGCGACAAAUUAAACGUUUGAUGGCAAUGGUGUACACAACGCUUUUCCCGGUUUAAAUAAAUCAAAAAUACGAGUUGCCAGAAUUUAAGUGAGAAGAUCGUCAGGAAAGGAAACUGAGGUGAUGAAAUGUGUUCUGCAUAUGCUCGCGACUAGUAAAAGGAAUUUUUCAGCUGGCGAACAUCGGGCUCUGUCAGGCUACUAGCAGAACAAAAAGAAAUCAAGUUCCAAUUAAGAUUCAAUCACUGUCAACUGCGAAUUAAAAUUCUGUCCCUAAAUCAGUCUGUAAGGUUCUUACUGAAAGUGUUGUCUUUGUAGAAUACACGCACGUAGAAGCAUAAUUCUGUUUCUAGAUCUGUUAUCAAUAACGGUAUUUUAAAGAGUGGGAAACAAAAAUAAAACUCGAAACUACUUCUCUCGG
Orbicella faveolata is the source of this 2822-nucleotide messenger RNA. Its product is annotated as gamma-glutamyl hydrolase-like. The record is from RefSeq and is a predicted model, not a curated record. Gene Ontology annotation, biological process: tetrahydrofolylpolyglutamate metabolic process. Lineage: Eukaryota; Metazoa; Cnidaria; Anthozoa; Scleractinia; Merulinidae. Gene Ontology annotation, molecular function: gamma-glutamyl-peptidase activity. Gene Ontology annotation, cellular component: vacuole.